AUGGAACUCAACCGAGAACAUUUUCGCGCCAUAAUUUAUUACAACUUUCAGAGACAAUUAUCGCAACAAGAAUGCCUUGCUGAGUUACUAUCUGUUUUCGGCAACGAAGUGCCACAUCAGUCGACAAUUUUCCGUUGGUAUAGAGAAUUCGAACGUGGACGAGUGAGUUUUAGCGACGAUCCCAUGGUGGGUGCGCCAAAAACGGCAGUCACCCAGGACAAUGUCGAUGCUGUGCGCAAACUCAUCAUUGAAGACAGACAUGUGACAUAUCGCGAGACUGAGGCGUCCUUGAAGAUCUCAAACACCUCAAUUCAAAAAAUUCUACAUGAAGAAUUAGGAGUAAGAAAAUUAGUUUCUCCAUUGUUAACGGCUGUCUGGGUGUUUCAAGGUGAAGAAAAGCCAACAAAAGUCAUCUGUUCUCGAAGUGUUUCGAAAAAGAUGGUCGCGACAUUUGUGUCAAAAGCGGGUCAUAUUGCAACAAUUUUUCUUAAUGAGCAAAGAACUGUUACUGCAGAUUGGUAUACCACCAUUUGUUUGCCAAAAGUCAUCAUCACCCAGCUUCGAAAAAUCAACCCCGAAAGAAGAAUCAUCCUCCACCAAGACAAUGCAAGCUUGCACACAGCCCAAAAAACAAGGCAGUAUUUAACGGAAGAAAACGUGGAAUUAUUGGACUAUCCUCCAUAUAGUCCCGAUCUAAAAGAAGCAGUUGACGCAUUCAAAAAUGCCGUUUUGGAUCUGCCAGCAAACGAGUGGAAUAAGUGCUUCAAAAUUGGUUCGAGCGCAUGCAGAUGUGUAUUAAUCUUCGUGGAGAAUACUUCGAAAAACAAUAAAGUCAUUCAAAACUACCUACCGUAUUGUUUUAUUUCCAUAUGCAAAACUUAA
Messenger RNA from Acanthoscelides obtectus, 882 nucleotides. The record is from the annotation of a GenBank genome assembly. Lineage: Eukaryota; Metazoa; Arthropoda; Insecta; Coleoptera; Chrysomelidae.